Solenopsis invicta (red fire ant) is the source of this 1913-nucleotide messenger RNA. RefSeq lists its product as uncharacterized. The transcript has 4 exons. The coding region runs from base 355 to 1323 and encodes 322 amino acids. The record is from RefSeq and is a predicted model, not a curated record. NCBI's taxonomy places the organism in Eukaryota, Metazoa, Arthropoda, Insecta, Hymenoptera, Formicidae.
UUCUCGACGCUUUCCAUUUCCUCGUUGUGGAGUACACGGUACACGUACGUUCCCGUUAACGCGCGCGGCGUAGUCGUACCCUGCGAAUCGUACAUAUAUAUUUGCAACCGCUGCACCUUCUUACACUUUCUGCAGCCGAAAUAUCGGAGGUGCAAAAGGUGCACUGGAAUAAAGCGCGAAAAUAAGAUACCGCGUCGUGCGGCGUGGAAAGGUCCAGACCGAUUCGGUUGGGAUUGAAGCGAAGAAAAGUGUACGCUCGCCGACCGUGGUCGGGUCGGGAGCGAGCGCGCGAGCCUUAGGAUUACUGCACAGUCAACGAUUUCUCGGCGGCGCGGCGGCGUCUCCUCAACAAAGAUGAAAGGCUGGUUUAAUCGCAACGAGGAGGGCAAGGUGAUAAUAGACAGUAACGGGUUUGUUACGAUCACAUGCGAAGAGGAGAACGUGGUUUUUCAACUUCAUAUAUCAGAGAUCGACGAAAAAGCAGAGCAAAUGUGUUUCAACGUUAAUGGUAAAGAUAUAUACAUCGAUGUUGUUCCAUGGGAGAUGGCUGAGAAUGAUUCCGAAGGUGAGAAAACAGUAGAGAAGGAUUCCAAAGAGGACAAGUUCAAUACGCCGACAACGAGUAAAGGUGGGAACACAAUUUUUCCUUGGUGCGACGCCUCGACCAAGAUCUUCCUGAAGGAGUACAAAGAGAAGAAGGAAUUGGUGAGGAAUCGAAAGCUGAAAAACAUGAAGAAGGCAUAUCAGGAAAUAGCCAUGAAUUUAGCAGACAAUGGCUUUAAUGUAUCACCUCUGCAAGUAGAAAACAGAUAUAAGACACUUAAACGUGCUUACAAAAACAUGAUGAUACACAACAGGAGGAAUGGAAGGGGAAAAUACAUUUGCAGUUAUGAACAGGACCUGGAUGAAAUCUUUUCAAACGAUUUGUAUGACACAGACAUAAAUGGUGACGAAGAUCAAAAAACAGGAUCCGUUGAAAAGGCGACACAGAAAGGAAACAAUUUGCUCAGUGGUUCUGACAUGAAUAAUGCCACUCUUCAACAUAAUGCUAGAUUAGAAGCACAGAACGUGAAGAUAAUUGAAAAUCUGCAAAGCUGUCAACGUUUAUUGAGAAAUUUAAUUACCAAAAUGGAUAGCAAAAGUAAAAAUUCCAAUUACAUGCAAAAUGGAGUCUUGCAAGUAUGUAUGGAGAUGCGGGAUAUGCAGAAGGAGGCUUACGCACGUGUAGAGGAACAGAGGCAAAAGGCUCAGGAACAAAGAGAGACGAGGAAUAAUUUACUGGACGAGAUAGUGACGAUUCUUAAGGCUAGGAAGGACACGUAAUAUAAUCAACGUCAACGGAGUGCAAAAUCUUGUUUGCACCCUCAAUAGUUCAUAAAAUAACAGAAUUUAUUUAUUCUAUUAACACAAAAAGCGAUAACUUUCCUGUUGCGUAUUUUUAUAAUUUCAUCACGUGACUAAUAUUCUUUAACACGUUGCCUGCCCAGUGAGAUCUGUUUUCUACAAGUAACAGUAGAAUUUUCAUGAUAAUGAAAUAAAAACAUGACAAAAUAUGACAUUGUCUAGUGAUAACAUAAAUGCUUACAAAAAGAUGUAUUAUAGAACUAAUAUGUUGAAAAUAUAUUUUUUGUUUGAUAUUGUUAUGAAACUUAUAUCACUUGAGAUUUUAUAUUAAAUGGCUUUUUAUAUUUUAUAAGAGUUAAAAAUUUUAUUGCUAGUGAUCGUCGAAGCAUCACUGGAAAUUUACAUAUUAGUCGCAGAGAGGACAGACUAUCAUUAACAGACAUUACUGUUACCAUGGCAGUCAACGUGUUAAUUUAUCUAAUAAAAAAUAGAUAAAAAUGUUCAUAUUGAUAUAUGUAUGUACAUAUUGAAAAAUGAAUACCAAAUAAAAUGUUCACCAUUUAUGGUAA